Molecule: messenger RNA, 564 nt
Organism: Penicillium canariense
Lineage: Eukaryota; Fungi; Ascomycota; Eurotiomycetes; Eurotiales; Aspergillaceae
Product: dienelactone hydrolase family protein
Exons: 3
Coding region: 1-564 (187 amino acids)
Molecular function (GO): hydrolase activity
Source: RefSeq, a predicted model, not a curated record
AUGCGAUCGGCCACCCGCUUCAUCAAUGUCCAGCUAAUCGCCGACCAGCUGGCCGCCAACGGCUACUUCGUCGUCAUGCCGGAUCUGUUCCACGGCGACCCUGCGCCGCUGAAUCCCCCGGAGGACUGGGACCUGAUGGCCUGGCUGAAGGGCCCGCUAGGCCACCUGCUCGAGCGUGUGGAGCCGGUCGUCAAGGCGGUGUUCGGUGAGAUGAAGUCCGCCUUGGGUUGUGAGCGGGUCGGCGCCAUUGGGCAUUGCUUUGGGGCGGGCGGUGCGGACGCUGCCUACUUGGCCCAUCCCAGCUUCGUAGAGGCUGACGAGCUGGCGGCCAUCAAGGGCUCGUUGUCCAUUGCGGCAGCUGAAAAUGAUUCCAUCUUUCCGGCUCCGAAGCGCCACGAGUCCGAGGAAAUACUGGCCCAGACGGGCCAGCCGUACCAGAUCAACCUGUUUAGCGGUGUCGAACAUGGCUUCGCUGUCCGCGCCGACCUUUCAAAGCCCAUUAUUCGAUUCGCCAAGGAGGCGUCAUUUACCCAAGCCGUAGCUUGGUUCAACCAGCACCUUUGA